GUCGAAUUUGACUUUGCGACGCUUGGCUUGUAGUGGUUUCAAGCCAGUUUAUCAAUUUCAAACAUCAACAAAUGACCGAAAAAAUGUAGAAACGCCACGAAAAACGUUAAAUUGACCCGGGCCGCGUUUUAUUAUCGUUUGAGUUCGAUUUUUGUUCAAGUUGUGUGUUUUUUUGGGGGCGAAAAAAGAAAGGAAAUAGUGUAAAAUGGUCAGGGGUCGUCGCGUGAAGGCCGUUUUCGACGAUUGUUGUUCUCCAGACCCGAAACGUCGCAGCCCUAACAUAAUCACCGAUUUUCUCAAGGGCGUCGUUGAGAGCCAGGACGGACGUGACAUUGUACUAUUACAAGUUGAUGACAUUGAUGAUGUUCCCAAGACGCCGGUGAUCAAAAAUAUGACAUGCAAAGAGGGACCACCCACGCCGCAUCGAAUCGAAUUGUGUCCUGACGAAGGCAAAAUUGAGGCGAAACCCAAAGCCAAGAAACGGUUGAAUUGUCAACUGUCAACCAAGGACAACAACCACAAGGUCACUGAUUACUUUCCAGUUCGGCGUUCUGUCCGUAAAACGAAAAAGACCGUCAUGGAAGAGAAACAAAGAAGUUUGGAGGAGAUGUUGCGAAAUGGUGUUGAAGAAGGGCUCGAGGUUAGGGUUUUCUCGAAUAAAGGUCGUGGUGUGGUCACUUCGCGCCCUUUCACCAAGGGCGAUUUCGUAGUCGAGUACAGUGGCGACCUCAUUGACAUUAACGAAGCAAAAAGACGCGAAUUGAAAUACGCCCAAGAUUUAAAUACCGGAUGUUAUAUGUAUUAUUUCAAACAUAAUAAUCAACAGUAUUGUGUGGAUGCUACCGCCGAGACUGGUAAAUUGGGGCGAUUGGUGAACCAUUCGCGGAAUGGUAAUCUCAUCACCAGGACCGUAUCGGUGGAUAAUAAGCCCCGGCUUGUACUUAUUGCGAAGGAUGAUAUCAAAGCCGGCGAUGAAAUUACUUAUGAUUAUGGUGACAGGUCGAAAGAAUCGCUGAAGCAUCAUCCAUGGUUAGCUUAUUAAUUUAUUUCUUUUUUUUAAUUUAUUUUUAAUGUAAAUGACGGAGUAGCCGAUAUGGCUAAUGUAAGAAGGCACAAUUUGUUUUAAAGUGGUCACUGCCUUUUUUAUUUGAUUUUUGUGUGUAUUUACUCGACUAGAAAGAACGGUUAAUUACUAAAGAUUAGGUAAUAAAAGAUUGUUUUGUGA
Messenger RNA from Tribolium madens (black flour beetle), 1225 nucleotides. RefSeq names its product histone-lysine N-methyltransferase PR-Set7 (gene Set8). NCBI's taxonomy places the organism in Eukaryota, Metazoa, Arthropoda, Insecta, Coleoptera, Tenebrionidae. The record is from RefSeq and is a predicted model, not a curated record. The coding region runs from base 206 to 1042 and encodes 278 amino acids. The transcript has 6 exons. Gene Ontology annotation, molecular function: protein binding; histone H4K20 methyltransferase activity.